GUUGCUUCAGCAACUGAAUAUGCUUCUUGUGUCUGCUGUGAACUUGAUAUUGAAACUCUGUUUAAAUUAAUGAGCUUGGGUUUCAGUUUUGAAUUAAAAUAAAGACUCCACGAAGUGUAAGUGUUAGCUAGUUUGUAAUGUUUUUGAAUUAAUAGUUAUUUUAAAACGCGCAAACAUUUUAUUAGCAACGCGAGCUAACAAACAAACAGACAUGGGGUUGUCAGAAGAAGAUGAGCUGAAAAGCCUAGUGGCUAAAAAGUCAGAAGAGAUUUUUAUGGAAGUCUUGUCAAAGCUGAAAGACCUUUUAGGCAGAAAGUCUGUAGGAGACCAGAAGGAUUUGGAGAAAUUCAAACAAGACCUUUACAGCUACAGAGUCCUGGAAUACUGCUCUUCUGCACUCAAAUUCAAUCCUGCCAAAAUUAAAGGAAGUUAUACUUCCAUUACACAAAUGGCAGACAUGCUCAGCACGUGCUGUGUAGGUAUCGGCUCUGUACAAGAGCGAGAAGCGUUUCAUCGUCAGUUUCUUCCAUCUGUCACGGACAACAUCCUGUUCCUCGCCCACCGCAUCAUGAACAGAGCAAUAAGGGAUAAAGGACAAACUGAGAUGAUUCGUCUCUUUCGGACCAUCUUUAAUUCUCUCAGCUGGCUUCUUCGAGCUCACACGCAUCUAAUUCCUUGUGUUCUCGAUUCCAGAUAUUAUGAGAGUGUACAGAUGAGCGAUGAUGACGAAAUCUCGGCAGUUAUACUAACCAUGUGGUACAAUCUGUUCAGGACUAACAGUUCACUUGUAUCUGAGAUGGCCAGUAAAGCGCUGUACAGUAUUGUAGAUGACGUCGUGUAUAAAAUGUCAAGCAGCUCUAACCCUGUGAUCGGCAGCGCUGCUGUAAAGAUUUUGCUGUUGAUCAUAGAGCACAAGAGUUCCUCCGUUACUUUGCGGCUUCACGAACGCUACAAAGGGCUGGAUGAUAUGGUGCAAAAGGACUGGCGAGGUAAAGGCUUCGAUGCAGCAAUGAGGCAACUCCUUCAUCGACUGCAGUCUGAAGAUCCAGAACAACAUACUCAGUAUCAAUACUCGUCUGAGGAGAGGGUUCGAGCCGCCUGCGUGAUCCAGGCUGCAUGGAGAGCUCAUCAGACCCGACGCAGGUUGAAGAAACUCCCCAGAGCCGUGAGUGCGUUACAGCGGAGCUUCAGAGAGAGGAGACGCCAGAGACAGGCAGAGAUAGAGAAAAGUCUUGCAGAGGAAGAACUGCGUCAUCAAGUGCGUCUACGCAGACAGAGAGCGAUUCGGCAGUUCCGCCAGCGGCAGCUUCAUCUGAUGGAGAUUCUGCCUGCAGAGCACCUGGCACAGUUCCUGGGUGAGCUGGAGAACCGAGCAGCUCUGCUGAUUCAGAGAGUGUGGAGAGGACACCGAGAGAGACGGCGGUUUGAGCAGAACAGAUAUCAUCUCAGACAGCACAAAGCUGCGGUGACUCUGCAGAGAGCAAUUCUGGCGUUCCUAAAGCGACGGCGAUCUCAGAGGAGCUUUGUCGCACCAUGGAAAAGCCCCAAAGGCCUGACUGAGAGCAGAAGGGCAGAACUGAAGAGACAGAUAGAAGACCACGUCUCUCUUCACCCCUCCUCCGUGGUGUCUGCAGAUGGUACUCUAGCGCUCCAUGAGAAAGCUCAGCGCGCGCUGCAGCAGCACUUGAUGACGAGAGCUUCGGAUCGGGCUCAGGAGCAGCACCGCCAGGCUCUCGUGGCUCAGAUCAAUACAGACCUGGAGCUCCUGCUGAAUGCUCCGUCAUUAAAAGACAUGCACGAGGAAGACUCCUGCCUCUUCGUGAGUCGCUCCGCUCCUGUGGCCAUGCGUGCCCGGCAAGCCCACAACACCUCGCUUCAGAGCAUGCGCCUGCCCUGGUGGAGGAAGCUGGGAGACGAUUUCUCCAGUCUGGAGUCACCGUCUGAGAAAGACUAUGAUGUGGAGUUUGAGACGUUAUAUCUGGGCGGCAGCAUCUCCGUUCCUUGAUUACGGCACACAGAACAGAAACCGUGGUUGAGGAGGACAGCUGGGAUCCUUGCACCGUCCCAGAACUUCAAGACAAAUAAAUAUGAUGCAGUUGCAUGCUCUCGACUCAUUCACAGAUAGCUUUUAUUUUUCAGUAGUUACACAUAUGUUAGCAAGCACCAUGACGAGUUCAAAUACAGGAAAGUAAGAGGAAAGAGCAUCCCAGUUUAUACGUAUUGUACUUUAAAGACAAUUAUGCUGCAUUAUAAUAUUACAGUAAUAAGCCACAGAGACAUCACAUGAAACAUUCUAUAAAGAUCAUGAGAGAUUAUCGGGUUGCCAGGUCCACAGACUAGGAAUUUUUCAUACCUCUGAUUUUAAUAUUGUUUUUGAAAUCCAAAUAGAGCUUACUUUUAUAAAUAUUUUGGAUUUUAAGUGCUCUCAGGGAUGAUGUCGUUUCUGAUUGAUUUUAUUGACUAUUUAUUAUGCAGACCUGGCAACUCUAAUUAAAGGUCCGGUCCUACGGACAAAGCCAAGAUGAAAAAAAGAUUUAAGUGCAUCGUUGGUUCAGUCAGCUUCUGCUCGAGGCAAAAUGUCAAAUGUGGGUCAUAACCGCAUUGCUGAAUGAAUAUACAAGCAGGAAGCGAAUGUACACGCAAGCAGUUUUAAUAUUUCACGACUUGCACUGGUUCAUACAAUAAUCUCAGCGGUGCGACAAAAAAUGUCAGGAGACAACAGGAAAAGGUCUCGUUUGCCAAUUAGUAGGCUAUGUCGUAUGAGAAGAUGCCAAGGUUAAGAUUAAACACAUUUUAGGGAUAUGUCUGAGGUUAGUAGUCUUUUUUUUUUAAAUUUAAUUUAUUAAUUUAAUUUAGAUUUCAUCUCCCUUCCAACAGACCUGAAAUCCUUUUUUUUUUUUAAAGACUGUGUCGACAUGAAUGAUUUGUGAAAACUACUUUUUCAAAAACAUCCAUAUAUUUGUAGACCUAGAAUUCGUCUAAGAUCCUGAUGUUCUCCCUGUUUUGUAAAACAAUGUAGAAAGUCUGCAGACUUGACUGAAUUAAUCUGAAUUGGUUUAAUUUAAUUACCAAAAAAACUUUUAAUGCUUUACAUGGAAGAUAAGAUGAGCUCUUGAGCUGAGAAAAACAGAAUUGUACAGGAAAUGACUGAUUAAAGAAUAUUCUUCAAAUACACACAAUAAUUGGGCAGUUAGGUCAUGUGAUCGACCACAUGUACUUGGGCUGGGUUGCACCAAGUUUUCCAUUAGGCCUGUUUAAAAGGAAUGGGUGGAGCCUGCUGACCAGCUAGCCCCUCCCACCCAUUAUGAGUGGCUUGCUCUGACACAACCUCCGCACUCGUGGGUCCUUGGCCUUGCAGAAGUGAGCAUGGCGAAGCGGAGGCGGAAUCUGCAUCAGGCCGCUCCUCCUGACACUGGGCGGAGCUCACAACGCCUCCUGGAGGAGUGGAGGACACACCACAGCCACUCACCGUCCACAGGCAGGGGUACUGACUGAAAGAACGAGGAAAAUGGCUCCAUUAUUUCACAGAAAAAUACCUGAAAUGCCACACAUCAGCACACCAGACUCAUCAGGUGCAUCGAGGGCACUGAAUGAGCCGCGAGGUCAGGAUGCAUCCUGGUGGUAAACAUGUGAUUAAUGUUGUAUCACAGGGUGAAAGGUCACUGUUUGAGUGCUGCGCCAGUUCUGACCUGCUGACUCCAGGUGAGUUUGUACCAGAUGGCACUGACAGCACCGCAGCAGGACCAGGAGGAGAAACACCCGUCCAGGUCUCAUGGCCCGGGAACACCUGCAGAGCACCUGGACUCAGACCUUCAGACAGAGACACUACGGAAAGAACCAGAAAAUUAAAUAACAUGAUGGAGGAGGAUGUUUGACGUUCCCGUGAAGCAUGUUCUUACUCGUACUAACAAAAAAGUCCGAUAUGAACCUGAAGCCAUAUUAAGAGCAGAGACACAUUAUAAACUAGUGAGGAAAAUGAAAGAGGGAAUAAGAGAAAGGCAAGCAUCAUGGGAAGAAAGAAACAAGUGGAGAGGGGGAAUAAAAUGGGAAACUAAAUGAAAGGAGGAGGAAAAAGAUGAAUAAAGAAAGAAAAUAAAGAGAACUAAAAGUGAAAAAAGAUGAAUGGAGAGCAUAAAACAGAAAAUGGGAAACUAAAUGAAACAAAGGGGGGAAAGAUGAAUAAAAAGAAAAACAAAUGGAAAACUAAAUGAAAGAAAAAAGAUGAAUAGAGAGAACAAAAUAGAAAAUGGGAAACUAAAUGAAAGUAAGGGGGGAAAUUGAAUAAAGAGAGCAAAUAAAAAGAGAAACAAAUAGGAAACUAAAUGAAAGAAAAGAGGACAAAGGAUGAAAAAGAAUCAAACAAAAAUGGGAAACUAAAUUGAAGGAAGGAAGGAAGGAAGGAAAGGUGGAAAAAGAAGAUAAAGAGGGGGAAAAGGUCAAUUAAAAAGAGACAUUAAAACAAACACGUGAAACUAAAUGAAAAAGAAAACAUGAAAAGAAGUAAAGAGGGCAAAUAAAACAUAGGAAAGUAAAAAAGAAAAAUUUAAAUGGUGAGUAAAGAGAUAAAGCAGAAAGAGGGAAAAGGGAAGGAAGACAUAUAGAAAUAAAGAAAAAAUGAAAUAUGGUAAAUAUUAUAGUUCAGUGGUCAGUCUGAAAGUACUGUAAAUAACACAGACUGCUAAUAAACACAUAAUUUAUCCCAGAUAUUUGGUCAGUUAUUGCACCAAAACUCAUUUAUUCGAUGAUAUUUUAAAUUUAAAUAGACUGGUACCAAAAUCCAGAAUUGUGACACCCAAAGGCAUUUUUGAGACAAAGUCGGCAAACAGUCUUAUUUUGUCAAUUUGGGUGUGCCGAAUUCAAAUCUGCAAUAUGCCGAGCUCUAUCUGACCUCUGUUGACCUCUAGAGGUCAUUGAACUUUGGGCCUGUAAACGUCUCAGCUGAACCCAGUUUCUCAGCUUUCUAAGGAAUGAAAUGUACUAAAAUGAUUAAUCAAGUUAGCGA
This is a messenger RNA of Neoarius graeffei (lesser salmon catfish), 5002 nucleotides long. Its product is annotated as IQ calmodulin-binding motif-containing protein 1-like. Gene Ontology annotation, biological process: cilium assembly. Gene Ontology annotation, cellular component: cilium. The record is from RefSeq and is a predicted model, not a curated record. Bases 212 to 2005 code for a protein of 597 amino acids. Gene Ontology annotation, molecular function: calmodulin binding. Lineage: Eukaryota; Metazoa; Chordata; Actinopteri; Siluriformes; Ariidae. The transcript is spliced from 14 exons.